AUGCAGGAUGGUGUAAGAUUAUUUGUGGGUCUGCCUUUAGAUGCAGUUUCUAAAGACUGCAAUUCACUAAACCAUGCUAGAGCAAUUACAGCUGGUCUAAAAGCUUUGAAGUUAUUAGGAGUUGAAGGUGUUGAGCUCCCUGUUUGGUGGGGAAUUGUUGAGAAAGAUGCUGCAGGAAAAUAUGACUGGUCUGGCUAUCUUGCUAUUGCUGAGAUGGUUCAGAAGGUGGGUCUUAAGCUCCAUGUGACACUUUGCUUUCAUGGAUCUACAAAACCCAAUAUCCCCUUGCCCAAUUGGGUUACCCGGAUUGGCAAGUCUCAACCCAAUAUUUACUUCAAGGAUCGGUCAGGACAGCAUUACAAAGAGUGCCUGUCGCUGGCAGUUGAUGGGAAGACUCCAAUUCAAGUGUAUCAGAGUUUCUGCGAGAGCUUCAAGUCUUCGUUCUCUCCCUUCAUGGGCUCUACAAUUACUGGCAUAUCGAUGGGUUUAGGACCAGAUGGUGAGCUACGUUAUCCAUCUCACCAUCAUCUCUCAAGUGAUGGUAAAACUCAAGGAGUUGGGAAGUUCCAGUGUUAUGACCAAAACAUGCCUAGCGUUCUCAUUACCUAUGAUCAGCCACCGUUCUCCAGUUUCUUCACGGAUGGGGCUUCUUGGGAGUCUCCAUACGGGGACUUCUUUCUUUCAUGGUAUUCCAAACAGCUUAUGGCUCAUGGAGAUAGCAUCCUUUCAUUAGCUUUCGACACUGGAGUGACAGUGUAUGGAAAAAUCCCACUUAUGCACUCUUGGUAUGGAACUAGAUCCCAUCCUUCCGAGCUAACAGCAGGGUUCUAUAACACGGCUAAGGGGGAUGGGUAUGAGCCAGUGGCCGAGUUGUUUGCUAGGAACUCGUGCAAAAUGAUACUACCUGGAAUGGACCUGUCCGAUGCAUACCAGCCAAAUGAAACCCGUUCAAGCCCUGAGUUGCUUCUUGCACAAAUCAUGGCAGCUUGCAAAAAGCAUGGCGUGCAAGUUCUGGGAGGUUUUGAACAAAUCAAGAAGAAUUUAGGUGGAGAUAAUGUAUUGGACUUGUUCACAUAUCAAAGAAUGGGAGCAUAUUUCUUUUCUCCAGAUCAUUUUCCAUCAUUCACUGAAUUUGUGAGGAGCCUUAAUCAACCGGAACUGCACUCUGAUGAUCUACCAAUUGCCGGAGAAGAAGAAGGCACUCAAUCUAUGAUUACGAGCCAAGAAUCAAGCGUUAGCAUGCAAGCAGCCUAACCAUUAUUGUACCUUUUGCGAUGUUGAUAGUCUCAUGUAUAUAUACCAAUUUAUUAUUCCUGCAACAGAUUUGAGGACAGCUUAUUUUGUAAGAUGAGUGAGUGAGGUUGCCUAUUUAUUAUAACCUCAACAAGCCUAGUUCCAUGACAAUUAUGUGUCUUGUAAAAUAGUCAAGGUGAAUGGCAAAUGACCUUGCUAGUCAAUAUAUUAUUAUUUGGCUUAAAAACAUUUUAUAUGGUAGAAGUAAUACUUUAUCUUCACUAA
Arachis duranensis is the source of this 1518-nucleotide messenger RNA. Its product is annotated as inactive beta-amylase 9-like. Gene Ontology annotation, molecular function: beta-amylase activity. Lineage: Eukaryota; Viridiplantae; Streptophyta; Magnoliopsida; Fabales; Fabaceae. Gene Ontology annotation, biological process: polysaccharide catabolic process. The record is from RefSeq and is a predicted model, not a curated record.